UGUGCUUUAGCAUGGCAGCCCUGGUGAUUGCAGGAAUGGAGCAAGAAGAUCUAUCAUGACAUCUUUUUGCACCCACCUCCAGGCUACCAAAACAGAUACUAAUCUAUGCAAGCAGCUACUGUUGUAAAUUAUUUAAGGUUCUUUGAUGCUUGCCUGUUGUCUCUAGGGAUUAGAGGGCUUGAACCUUCAUUUAAAGGAAUACCAAGGAGAAACACUGAACCGGUUUGGACUGAUAAAAUAUUCUUUGAAAACUCUCUCGUUUUCAAUUUUGUGAUAAUAAGUUGAUUAUGAAGGUCAAAGUUCUAUUUUUUUUUUUUUUUAAUUUCGCACUGAAACUCUAGUUUCCAUACGUCAUUGUGACCUCACGGAUUUCCAAGUGUACUUCCAUAUUUUGGCUGCAUUAGAUCAGUGUAAAUUCUUGCCAAUACUUGCCAAGCUCAAACUUUGGAUUCUAUUGAAUGCAUUAUAUUUGAUUUUUAUCUAUACACAAUUAACUAAACUCCAGCAGAUGCUGUCAAAAUCCGUGACGUCAUGGCAUGCUGGUGCGGGUACUUCAAGGCAGCAUCGCCACCCAUCCUUCCUUAUUGCACCUCUUUUUGGCUUACCAAGCCAUUUCUUGUGGUGUGUGCUGGUUGCAUGGCAGGUGACAAUGGUGGACAUCGUACUUAUGUUUCCGAUGUACCUCCAGACACAGUGGCUGCUCCGAAUGUGCUGCCAAAGAGAUGUCCCUGUGGACAGUUGAUCGACAUGGAUGCAAGCGCCCAGGCAGCAGGUUGGAAAGUGUGCAGGGAGGUGUCCAUCCAGUGCAGCUUACAAUGGAAAGUGCACCGGGAGGUGUCCAUCCAGUGCAGCUUACAACGGAUGCCCCCUCUACCUCUCUCAAUUGAAAUCUGCUCUGAAGACACACAAUCGGAGUUGAAAACGAGAAUGACUGCCUCCGACAGCGAUGUACGGGAUCUGAAACAUCGCAGAUGUUGCGAUUCUAUUGCAUCUGCAGUUGACUUGAUUCACGAUUCGAACAGCAGUGAGUCGGAGGAUGCCAACUUUUCAUCUGACUUCGAUUCUGAGAGUGACGACAACAGAAACCAGCCUGGAACAUCGGUGGCUGCAACCCGGGUGCAUACAUCCUUUGGGCAGGACUCCUUGCCGCCUGCGCAGCAGAGAGUGGUGUUCAGCCCUGCCAGGCAACCGGGCAUCCAUUUCGGCAUGCAGUUCUGCAGGGGCACUCGUCGUCUGCUCAAAGCAAUAGAUGCUUUCCGACUGUUUUUCACAGUGAAAGUGAUAGCAAAAAUCUGUAGAAAUACAAACAAAUAUGCCUGGUCAAUGAUUCUUGAGAAGCCAACAUACAGUGAAGCCGACGGAUCUUGGAAGGAAGUCACACUCACGGAGAUGAUGACGUUCAUAGGUGUUCUUCUAUACAUGGACAUUGUGGAGCUACCACGGCUGCAUCUGUACUGGGGUACAUCGAGCCUGUUUUCCGGACUUGUCCCAGCAAAAAAAAUGUCAAGAAAACGUUUCUGGGCUCUUUUGGGCAUGCUACAAGUGUCAGACCCAAAUAUCGACACGCAAGGAACUGAAACGGAAUUCGACAAAGUCUCGUGGUUGCUGCACCACAUAAAUGAACGUUCAGCAGAGUUCUUUCAACCACACCGAGAACUUUCUGUUGACGAAAAGAUACUAAAAUUAAAUGGGCGCUCUGGAAUGCGGCAAUAUAUUAGAGAUGAUGUGACCAAAUUGGGGUUCAAAUUGUGGGUUCUUGCAGACCCUAGAACCGGUUACACAAUCCAAUCCAUCGUACACACUGGUAAGCGCAAAAAACCUAGCGCAAAUGGCAUAGCCUAUGAUGUUGUUACCUGCCUGUGCAAGCCCUAUCUCGACCAGGGAUACUGCUUAUAUAUGGACAACUUUUACACUUCCACGUCGCUGCUUCGGCAGUUGCUUGCACGCAUGACAUUGGCUUGCGGGACGACACGUAAAGACCGCCACGGAUUUCCAAAGGAGCUAAAGGACACGGGCUGGGAAAACAAGGCCAAGCAAGGGGAUGUGCGCUGGCUCCGGGACAGUGGUGUUCUUUACCUCCAGUGGAAAGACCAACAUGUCAUGCACAUGGUGAGCACUGCACAUACGGCAAACCAGCACGUGCUUGCCAAACGAAGAGAAAGAAGAGAUGGAAAAUGGCACGAAAUUUCCAUCAAGAAGCCACAGCUUGUAGAUGAGUACAACACAGUCAUGCGUGGUGCCGACAAGUCAGACCAAUUGACGGGUUCCUACAACAUCCUCCAAAAGUGUUUCCGGCGAUGGAAAACCCUGUUUUUACACUGUAUUGACAUUGCUUGUGUCAACAGCUACAUUAUUUUUCAGGAAUACAGGAAGCUACACCCCGAGAUUGCUGAGUGUGCAAGAAUUGCAGGCUACGAUCAGCUCGCAUUCAGAACAGAACUAGUGCAGCAGCUCCUUGAGCUUGAGGGUUCACCGCAAGUUUGUGCUCCUCCACCACCUGAAGUCAUUCAGCACCAACCAGCCAAAAUGGAGAAAUACCGGAACUGCAAGAAAUGCUACAGCGACAGUAAAAUUGAGCAGAAAACAAGAGUUUACUGUAAGACCUGCAAUGUUCCCCUAUGUUUCACGUCGAGGAACUGCUUUGCCGCAUGGCACGCCCAGCUGUAAGGCUUCCAGUUAAAUUUUUAUAGCGGUAGUGUUCGAGAAGAGUCUCAUGUGACUGUGCUGUAUAUUUUUUUUCAUCAUUCCAUAAUUUUAUAAUGGCUCUGAAUUGAAUGUCAGUUGCAGAGCAAUAAAAAGCAGAGCAUGUAGAAAGUUAUAUCCAUCCAUGUAGAAACCUGUCGUAAAUGUACUGAUGAGUGAGCUUGUUGCUUUGAAAUGAGGGCCUAGAGUGGACUUAGAAAAAUAACUUGCCAUUUUGUUUGUUGAGAUGUCCUAGUGGCAGUUGACUCGUGUUCUUAGGUUAGGCUAAGGUACAUUACACUUUUCAUCAAAUUGUCUGUUUCAGUGGCAUACUUUAUGAAAUUGCAAUUCAGAAACACCUUGGAGAACUUAUUUGAUGUAUCAAAAAAUUUGUGGGUAAGGCACGUGUGUCUGUUGUGAAGACGAUGACGCUGGGCGGGAACAAGAAGGAGCAAAAAGAAGUGGCCCAGUGACCGCAAGAAGAAAUUGAAAGUGAAAAAGACAUUGUGCUGCGGUGACAGGUCAGUGUGUGACACGACCUUGGGCUAAAGUGCACGUGUCUCCAGCCGCACUCUGAAGAUGGCAGCGGGUGGCUCAGAAGGCCUGGUCCAAAGAAGAGACCCACCCGCAAUGCACCUGCCCACCCUCGAGUACUGCGACGGGGCAUUGCAGUACCCGGGCUGGUUCCCACUGGCAGUCUGGCCCCAUCCUGUGCGACAGAGACCAGCGCAGGUGUCAACAAGUCGUGACUCACCAAUCCCUGUCUUCAUUGAGCACUGUAGAGAGAGGCUUGUUAGCCUCAUGAGACGAAGCCUCUCUCUGCAGCCUCAUGAGACGAAGCCUCUCUCUGCAGUUGGUAGCCUACCCGCUCGUCCGAAAGACUGCGUUUCCUUCGAAAAAACACAGAGCACUGUGUACAAGAUUAAGUGCCCAAAGGCUCUGCGUCACAUAUUGGUGAGACUAAAAUCUUCUUGGGAAGAAUUCGUCAACACAAGAAUGACCUUCACCACCUAAACAGAGAACACAGUGCUGUGGCAGAACACUGCAAACUUUUUGAUCACCAGAUUAGCCCCGACAGUGCCAUCGUCUUAGUGAGAGAAAAUGAUCAGUGGCAGUGGCCCCUUUUAGAAUCCUGGCACAUCCAGAAGAUGCCAGGUAACGUCAGUCGUUAGUCAGGAACAAUCUCAAGGUCUACGAAAAGCAUCUGUGUGCUUCUCAAAGCACCCCAAACACAUAUAGUAACUGCUAUGCCUCAUGCCAUCUCGCCCCUGAAGAAAGAGUCUGCCAGGUUCUGAAACAUGGGGUUUUUAAAGAAAUUUUGGUUAGUUUUUCUUUUCUUUCUCUUUAUUUCAGUUUUCCCUAGCCAGGCAGAUAUCUGCCGAGUGUUCACCUUAGAUCUAAAUGGUUGAAGGAAAAGAAAACCAGGAAAUCACUCGUCAAGAGGAAAGCAGGAAGAAAGCAGAGAUUGGCAGUGUUUCACUGCGUUCAGUACUCAAAACCAAACAAGAAAAGGAGUGGCUUGUUGAUAUUAAAAGCAGUGACAAUGCCAGCAGUGGCACUGAUUGCUCAUAAGGACAUGCAUCCCGAAGGCACAUAGGAAAGCUGGAUGGCGAAGGAUGAAGUGUGAUACUUGGAAGCUCUGUUUAUUACUGGAAAAGAGGACAAAUUUGAACAUGAACAACAUCCCUGCAGGACAUUACAUGAAAUAUAUAGGUGUAGAAAGAAAGGGAACAAGACAGGAAAAAGAAAAUCACGAAAAUUUUAAAAGUGAUGCGAAAAAGCUGGCUACUGUGACAAUGAGUGGCUAAAGUGAACUUGAUGUAGAAAGAACCCACAAUUUUGAUAGAAUUCUGGUGCAUUGAUAAGAGAAGAGAAGCUGAUGCGGAACACUAUUUGCGUUUGGUAUAACUGACAGAGAAAUUUAUAUCGAGUUCUCUUAUUUAUUACAUGCGUUAUGAUGUAGUUGUUGACAUUCCGUUAUAGUUUACUGCUUUUACCGAUAAAGAAUACGACUAUGAGUUUGACUAACUCAUGAAACAGUAAUGUGCUGACUGGGAAACAGUUUGUUUUAUAUAUGGUAUCUCUAAGUGGAAAUUGCAACAAGCGUAGUUUGUUUGGAUCAUCAUCAUCAGCAUCAUCAGCCUAUUUAUGUCCAUUGCAAGACGAAGGCCUCUCCCUGCAAUCUCCAAUUGCCCCUGUCCUGCGCCAACAGACUCCAACGAGCACCAGCAAAUUUCCUAAUUUCGUCGCACCACCUAGUCUUCUGCCAUCCUCUACUGCGCUUCCCUUCUCUUGGUACCCAUUCUGUCACCCUAAUGGUCCAACGGUUAUCUAAUCUGCAGGUUACUUCACCUGCCCAGUGCCAUUUUUUUCUGUUGAUGUCUAUUAGAAUAUCAUCUAUACCCGUUUGCUCUCUGAUCCAAACCGCUCUCUUUCUGUCUCUUAAUGUUAUGCCUAGUACUCUUCGUUCCAUCACUCUUUGCGUGGUCCUCAAGCUUCUUUGUCAGUCUCCAAGUCUCUGCCCCAUAUGUCAGUACUGGUAAAAUGUACUGAUUGUAUACUUUCCUUUUUGAUGAUAACGGUAAGCUCCCAGUCAGGAGCUCACAAUGUCUGCCGUAUGCAAUCCAGCCCAUUUUUAUUGUUCUCCGAGUUUCCUUCUCAUGGUCAGGGUGCCCUGUGAUUAGUUGACCUAGGUAAACAUACUCCUUCAUAGACUCUAGAGGCUGACUUGCGAUUUUGAACUCUUGUUCCCUUACCCAGUUAUUUAUCAUUAUCUUUGUCUUGUGCAUAUUAAUCUUCAACCCCACUCUUACACUCUCCCUGUUAAGGUCCUCAAUCAUUUGUUGUAAGUCCGCAGUAUUGCUGAAUAGAACAAUGUCAUCGGCAAACCGAAGGUUGCUGAGGUAUUUGCCAUCGAUCCUUACUCCUAAACCUUCCCAGUUUAAUAGCUUGCACACUUCUUCCAAGCACGCAGUGAAUAGCUGGAGAGAUUGUGUCUCCUUGCCUGACCACUUUCUUUAUGGGCAUCUUCCUACUUUUCUUGUGUACAUUUAAGGUGGCUGUGAAAUCUCUGCAGAUAUUUUCCAGGGUAUUUACGUAAACAGUCUGUACUCCUUGACUACGCAAUGCCUCUAUGACUGCUAGUAUCUCUACUGAAUCAAAUGCCUUUUUGUAAUCUAUGAAAGCCAUAUAGAGAGGCUUAUUGUGCACUGCAGAUUUCUCGAUAACCUGAAUAAUGACAUGGAUGUGAUCCAUUGUAGAGUAUCCUUUCCUGAAGCCAGCCUGUUCCCUUGGUUGACUAAAGUCUAGUGUUGCCCUUAUUCUAUUGGAGGUUAUUUUGGUAAAUAUUUUAUAUAAUACUGGGAGUAAGCUCACGGGCCCAUAAUUUUUCAGUUCUUUAACAUCUCCUUUUUUGUGGAUUAGUAUAAUGUUUGCAUUCUUCCAGUUUUCUUGGACCCUUGCAGUCGAUAGACACUUGGUAUAGAGCCGCCAGUUUGCCUAGCAUUAUGUCUCCUCCAUCAUUGAUUAAAUCGACUGUUAUUCCAUCCUCUCCUGCCGCUUUCCCCCAUUUCAUGCCUUGCAAGGCCCUUCUGACCUCAUCUCUAGUUAUGGGAGGAGUUUCUGUAUCUUUUUCAUUGUUGUUUCGAAUAGAGUACUUCUGAGUCCUCUGGGUACUGUACAGGUCAGUAUAGAAUUGUUCUGCUGCUCUUAUUAUACCUUUGAGAUUGCUGAUGAUAUUUCCCUACUUAUCUUUCAGUGCAUACAUCUUGGUUUGUCCUAUGCCAAGUUUCCUUCUCACGGAUGCCAAGUUUCCUUCUCACGGAUUUCAGGCUGCGUCCACUUUUUACGGCUUCUUCAGUCUUUCUCACGUUAUAGUUUUGAAUAUCACAUGUUUUCGCCUUGUUGAUCACUUUUGACAGUUCUGCGAAUUCUAUCUUAUCUCUUGAGUUGGACACUUUCAUUCUUUGUUGUUUCUUCAUUAGGUCCUUUGUUCCUUGGGAGAGCUUGCCCAAUGGUUGCCUUGGUGCCUUGCCUCCCACUUCAAUUGCUGCCUCUGAAGUCAGCCUCGUUACAGUUUCAUUCAUUACCGCUAUGUCAUCAUCAUCAUCAUCUCUCUGUUUUAAGGCUGAACAUUUGGUUGCAAGUGCCAGUCUGAAUUUGUCUGCUUUUACCCUUAGUGCCUCUAAGUUGACCUGUUUUUUCUUGACCAAUUUUAUUCUUUCUCUGUUCAAAUUGAGGUGAAUCCUAGCCCUCACUAACCUAUGAUCAAUGAACUUUACCCUUCCUAUGACUUCUACAUCCUGCACUGUGCUGGGAUUGGCAGAAAGUAUGGAAUCAAUGUCAUUUCUUGUUUCACCGUUACAGCUUUUCUAGGUCCACCUUCUGUUGCUACGUUUCCUGAAAAGGUGUUCAUUAUUCUCAGCUUAUUCCUUUCUGCGAAUUCUACCAGCAUCUCUCCUCUAGCAUUUCUAGAACCGACACCGUAGUUGCCGAUUGCAAAUUGUGUUUGGGUAGAUUAUGUAGUUAUGGAUGGUUGAAGCAGAGUAGUGUAAAAGCUGUUUGUUUAUAUUGCUCAGUGUUGCAGGUGCAGUGCUGAGACCAUCUUUGGCGUAUACUAAGUUUAAAUACUUCAGCUUCUUUUUUCUUUUCUUGAGUGAGAGACUUCUGUGAUCCGCAGUGAUGCAUUGAAUUUGAUUGUGCAGUGGUUAAGUGCUGUUGUAGAACAAUGAACAUCUGUGCACUUCAAGAUCAUAUCUGUGUGAACGUAUUGUACAUGCAGUGUGAAUGCCGAAGUGCAUAUAGCAGUUUUAUUUAAAAAAAAACUGAGUGGGGUCUAGGUCAUGAGUGACAGAUGAACCAUGUGCGUGUGUUGAGAUGACAAUGAUGAGACUGGUCAGCAAAAAGAAGGAACACAAAGAAGUGGCAUGUGACGGAAGUGAAAAAGGAAAGGAGACUGUGCUCAGGUGGCAGUGAGUGAUGUGACUUUGGGCUAGUGCGGACAUGUCUCCAGCCACGCACUGGAGAUGGCAGCGGGGAACUCAGAAGACCUGGCCCAGAGAGAGGAUCCAACGGCAUUGCAUUGGCCCACCGUCCCCCUAAAGUGCUGCGAUGGUGCAUCUCAUUACCCAAGCAGGUUCCCGCUGGCAGUUCUGGCUCGGUCCUUUGCCAGCUCAGGUGUCAACAUGUCGCUAUUCAUCGAGCUCCGUCCUGUGCAAUGGCGGCCACUCAAGCACCUAGCUCCUUCCUGCGUCCUGUGCAUUGGGUCCCGUCCUGUGGAACGGACCUCCCGACGACUUGACCCAUCUUGUAGUAGUACCAGGGUGUUUGGUCCAAGACUAUGACACAUCAACUAAGGCGAUUCCAAGCAGUCAGGAUUUUCAGAGUAGAACUGUAUACAUUGUACAGAGAUUUAGGUAAUCAUAACAUGUGUGCCCUGUUUGUUUAGAGUUAUUUUGUUUGAUCUUUGUUUUUCGAUUAUAAAUGUCUGUUUUACAUGUGCA
This is a messenger RNA of Dermacentor andersoni, 8183 nucleotides long. RefSeq names its product piggyBac transposable element-derived protein 4-like. The record is from RefSeq and is a predicted model, not a curated record. NCBI's taxonomy places the organism in Eukaryota, Metazoa, Arthropoda, Arachnida, Ixodida, Ixodidae.